Molecule: messenger RNA, 1476 nt
Organism: Carya illinoinensis
Lineage: Eukaryota; Viridiplantae; Streptophyta; Magnoliopsida; Fagales; Juglandaceae
Product: protein FLX-like 4
Exons: 4
Coding region: 253-1203 (316 amino acids)
Source: RefSeq, a predicted model, not a curated record
GCCAGAAAAAUCCUUAUCUCCGUACCAGACAAAGCCGCGGCAGCUAUUUCCUCCGGUUUCUGCAGACUCUCUCAAUCUGAUCACAGCCAACGUCUCCAUUUAUCCCAUUCCCCAAACCAAAUACUACCGCUUGUUCGUAUUCUAUUUAUUCGAUUACCCCCUGCCCAGCACUGCAACUUGUAGCUGCCUCAGGACUCAUAUUGUGUAAAUCAUAGUUGAUGUUUGCCCUGGUCUGAGUGGGUCUUCUUACAGAUGGCUGCAAGAGGACAAAUUCCACCAGCUUUUGAACGACAUCCUGUCCAGGCUUCAGGAAUGAUCCGGCAUGGCCCAUUUCCUGGAUUGUUUACUGCUUCUGGGCAGCGCCUAUUGGAGCCACACCCUCCUUCUGAACUGUUGGAGAAUAAAAUUGCCAUUCAGGCAGCUGAAAUAGAAAGACUUGCAGGGGAGAAUCGUAGGUUGGCAGCCACUCAUCUGACUUUGGAGCAGGAGCUUGUUGCUGCUCAGCGGGAAGUGCAUAGAAUCAGUGACCACAUAAGAAACAUCCAGAGGGAGCAUGAUAUACAGAACAGAAUUUUGCAGGAUAAGAUGAGAAAAAUGCAAGAAGAUAUUAAAGCUGGUGAGAGUGUGAAGAGGGACCUGCAAAAGGCCCACAUGGAGGCUCAGAACUUGGUUGCUACUGGACAAGAGCUGACUGCCCAUGUUCAGAAGGCCACUCAGGAAUUGCAGAAAGCCGAGAUAGAUGUAAAGCAUAUACCAGAUUUUCAUUCUGAACUUGACAGUUUGAGGCAAGAACAUCAAAGGCUGCGUACCACAUUUGAGUAUGAAAAAGGAAUUAACAUAGAGCAAGUGGAGCAACUGCAAGCAAUGGAGAAGAAUCUAAUUGGAAUGGCAAGAGAAUUGGAAAAGUUGCGUGCCGAGGUCUUGAAUGCUGAGAAUAGAGCACUUGCUCCAAACCUAUGUGGUAGUAGUUAUAUGAAUCCAGAUUCGUCGUACCCACCUCCUAUAAGAGGUGCUGGCGCCUAUGUUGACAGCUAUGGAAGGCCUCUUGUUCAGGUGGAUGUUGGGCCAGCGGGAGAUGGGAUGAUUCCUUAUAGUACUGGCAAUGGAGCUGCUAGUGGUGCUGCUGUUGGUGCAUCUGUCCCUAGUGCUGGAAGUGCCUCUGUCCCAGGAGGAGCAUAUGAUCCCUCCCUUGUGCAGAGGUGAAUGGGAAGAAGCUGGCAUUAGAGAUUUUUCAUAAGCUUUUCUGUCUUCUUUGGAAAUUUGUUGGUUUAGCAAUGUGAAGAGUGCUUUAAAAACUGUAGAUUAGAGCCCUCUCUCACAGAAUUAUUUGUUCUCGUGCUGCCUUUUCAUAUACGUAUGCAACCUUAUGGGUUGACGAGAAGUUUGUUCUUCUUUGAUCUUGAAGUAAUGAAUUGACAGGACUGGAGGACUUGAGUUUGAAGUACCCAAAUAUAAGUGCGGAAAUUAGUCAAUCCA